AUGGCCGAUUACUCAGAGACACACGAUGACCAUGAUGGAUAUAUUGAAAACCGAGAUGACAUUCGAUUGAAAGAGACUGGGUCCGAUGACAUCGCAGAUGACGAGAAGGAAUAUCCACCCACAGCAAAGUUGAUUCCUAUUCUCAUAGGUUUGUGCUUUCAGUCUUUUUGUAUCGCACUGGAUAACACCAUCCUCGCAACGGCAGUACCGAAAAUCACUGAGCAGUUCAAUUCCCUCAAGGACCUUUCUUGGUAUGCGAGCGCGUAUCUAUUGACGACAUGUGCAGUGACUCUUCCCUUCGGCAAAAUUUACACCUACUACUCGACCAAAUGGACGUAUAUGAUCGCCCUUGCGCUUUUCGAGAUAGGGUCAUUGACAUGUGCUGUGACACCCAGCUCGAAGGGUCUGAUAUUGGGAAGGGCCAUUGCUGGAAUCGGAUCGGGUGGGUUGUCCCCAGGCGCUUUGUUAGUGUUGGCCAACAGCUUGCCACUUCACCGACGGGCACUAUACUUUGGAAUUAUUGGCAGUACUAGUGGAAUUGCGACGGUGACAGGACCAUUAUUGGGUGGACUUUUGACUGACAAGGUCAGCUGGAGAUGGUGCUUUUACGUUAAUCUUCCUCUCGGCGCGAUCACUGCGACUUUUAUUAUGCUUUUCUUCAAAGACUCGCCUACUCAAACCAAACCCGAGCCCGGUAAAUUGAACAAACUAAAGAGGAUGGACCCAAUUGGAAUUAUCACGUUCAUUCCGGCCAUUAUUUGCAUCCUGCUGGCUCUUCAGUGGGGAGGCACUAGAUACGAAUGGUCCAACGCGCGAAUCAUCGCACUGUUUGUGCUUUUUGGUGUCUUCGGGUCUACAUGGUGCGCCGUUCAAAUCUGGAAACAGGAAGAAGCAACGGUUCCGCCUCGACUUCUCAAGAAUCGCAAUGUUCUUGGCGCCGUAAUUCAUGCCAUGUUCCUGGGAGGGUCAUUCUUUGUAUUCGGUUACUAUCUUCCCAUCUGGUUUCAAGCUAUCAAAGAGGACUCGGCAUCAGAGUCCGGAGUCAACAACCUUCCCAUGGUCAUAUCAAUGAUUGUCUGCUCAGCAGUCGGUGGAUUGCUCGUGAAUCUCAUUGGAUAUUACACACCCCUAAUGUUCUUCGGAAGCGCCCUUUUGACGAUUGGAUCAGGACUUUGCACCACUUUCAAAGUCAAUACUGGGAGCGGUCUAUGGAUUGCAUAUCAGAUAGUAAUAGGCAUGGGCGCAGGAGUCGGAUUCCAACAUCGGCAUCGCAAUUAUCACCUUCGCUCAGAGUCUGAGCGGGCGCUGUUCAUAUCAAUCGCUCAAAAUGUCUUUCAAAAUCGACUUGUCGCCAAUUUGAGACAAGUCGCGCCUAAUGUCAAUCCGGCGGCCAUCAUUCAAGCUGGGGCAGCGAACCUGGCUGAUCGACUUCCGACAGAUAUUCUCCCAACAGUUCUCUACGCAUACAACAUCGCCGUCACUCAGACUUUCUUUGUGUCUGUAGCUACCGCCGCACUUUCCUUCAUCGGAGCUGGACUCGUGGAGUGGAAGUCCAUGAGACGAACCAAGAAAUGCGAUUGA
This is a messenger RNA of Penicillium maclennaniae, 1581 nucleotides long. Its product is annotated as MDR family MFS transporter. Gene Ontology annotation, biological process: transmembrane transport. Gene Ontology annotation, molecular function: transmembrane transporter activity. Bases 1 to 1581 code for a protein of 526 amino acids. The record is from RefSeq and is a predicted model, not a curated record. Lineage: Eukaryota; Fungi; Ascomycota; Eurotiomycetes; Eurotiales; Aspergillaceae. The transcript has 5 exons.